This is a messenger RNA of Cuscuta epithymum, 656 nucleotides long. The record is from the annotation of a GenBank genome assembly. Lineage: Eukaryota; Viridiplantae; Streptophyta; Magnoliopsida; Solanales; Convolvulaceae.
GUAAUUCUGUAAAGAAUUAGCGGCCUUCGCUUCGUCGCUAGGCGCCCCAUGGAAUCGGAGAGUCACCGGCACACUUGCUUGAAGCUGGAAAUUCCGAACAGCGGCGAGCAGGAGCCCGGACAUUUAGAACGCAUCUUCGUCAAAGGCACCUGGUUCACAUCUCGCUUCGACCUCUCCAUCACCAAUGGCCUCGACGCUUGGACAUGCAGUGCUUCGGAGGAGGAGAUUCAAGAGAGAGCGUCUCAGUGGGACCAGCCGGUUCCGGAAUACAUUGAAAUGGCGGAGAAGUACUUAGGGUUUCAACAAUCCGGUUCGGUUUAUGGGUUCUCUGAUGCCGGUUCUGGUCACAGAAGAGUACGUUUUUUUCGAAAUAGUGCUUGGAAUUUGUGUGUUCUUCCAGUGCUUUUCACUUUGUUGGAGAUCAAUUGCAUUAUUCCAGAGAUCCAUGGGCUAAAGUGCACAUCUCUUAGAGUGGUACUAUAUGUGGAAAUGGGUUCCAUUUUUCUGAUCCUGGGCUACUUUACCAAUUUUAAGUGAAGUUUAAGAUGGGAUGAGUAUUCAGUGAUCUUUAUGAAAAGCUUUGCUGUAAUGUGUUUGACUUGUUUUUUGUUCAAAGCUUGGAUUUUGCGUGAAAUAUAGAUAAUAGAAAUAUCAGG